UGUAGAGAGCGCCGGUGACAACCACAAGGACGCCGUAGUGGGAAUCAUAUGUGACUUUGGCUAUCUCAGGAUCUUUUCUAUGUCUCUGAAGUCCGUAUAAUUCGAUCAAACACGUACCGGGUUGAACUUUGAUGUGACAUUAUCGAAAUGCAUGAUGAAAUAAACCGAUUUUAAACAUUUAAACAAAGACCAGCAUACGGAAAAACAACAUUAUUCAAAAGAAAGUACCAUACAGUUCACGUAUAAACUGCUCACACCCUGUUCAUGUCUGUGGACGACCUCCAUGAUCUUUGGUUUGAGAAUCUGAAUGAGAGUGAUAUGGUGCUCCUAAUAAAUAUAUAAACAAAACCGUCGGAACCAGAUCGUUGACUAAACAAUGGAAUACACUAUCACCUGAUCUAGGUUUGAUUUAAACUGUUGAAAUCAACAAACUGAACUCAGGGCAGAAUGUCUGAUUGUCCCCAGCCAAAAGGAAAGGAGAGGGGGUCCAGCAAAUGCAAUUGCAUAUAUACAAGCAGAGUAGCUUUUAUUUGUAAACUAGCAAACGUCAUGCUAACGUUGGCAUUCCUCGCUCUUUUAAUAGUCUGGACUGUUGUAAGAGCUCCUUUAACAAGACACAAUGAAAGCUUAGCAUGCAUUCCUUGCGACACAAUAAAGUUCAAUGCUAACACAAACCUGGGCCAAGUAGCUGCUGCUAAUUUUCCUAUCAAACAGAGAGAUGAUGGAAUGUGUUGCGGACCUGCCGAAAGCAUUACUCAGAUGAUGUUUCAAAAGGAAAUGGCAGCUCAGUAUCACUACCACAGUUCAGGUCAAAGUUUCCUUGACAUAGUGGAAGAGUAUGUUGCCUGUGAAAGAGAAACCAACGAUAAGCAGACCAUUGCUAAAGUAGUUGGAAUUAUGGGGUUCAAAUCUAGCUACAUUGUUGAUGGUCAUCACAAAGUCCUGUGGAAUAAAAACGGUCGAACAUUUUAUGCAAAUAAAUGCAUACACUUGGAUCUCGAAGGCGAAAUAUUUGUGAGACAAUCGGGCUACUACAUCGUUUCUUCGCAGCUGAAUCUGCGACGACGAAAUGAGACAGGCACACCGAUAAAUGGAACCAGAACAACGACCUUUAUUCAUCAUCUUGAUCUCUUUUCACACAAAUAUGGCACAACGGGGAUGUUGAUGCAAACCAAAAAUUCAAUUGAAAGAAAUGGUGUAUACUUCACAAGUUUCUUGUCGGCGGUUUUUAAGCUGAACAAAUAUGAUAGGCUCUCUGUGUCCAUCUCGCACCCAGAACUGUUAGACAAUGACAAAAAAUUUGAUAAUUUCCUGGUUUAUUACACUUAUGAUCUGCAAAACUAAAAUACGAUUUAAUUACAUUGUAUAUAAACAUGUCAAUUCAACGAAACUAAGUAAAAGAAAAUAAAUUCAAAUGCUUCCCCCAUAAUCCUCUGAUCUUAACAUAUUGACGUUUAUGAUAGUCAAAUGGAUUUUAUUGUUGUAAAAUGUAUGUAACGUCGAUGGAACGUCAGAUUACGUCAUUAAAAAUGUUUUUGGAAACGUUGUGUUUCAGCGUUUUAGUUUGAUUAUUCCAAAGACAUUUGGAAACUUUGAGUUUUUAUCUUACUACUGUAUCGAUUAUGUGAACCUUAAUGAAAUAAGUGAAUUUGAUUAACCAUGACCUGUUUUUUAAAAGAUUGAUAUUAUUUGUACUAACUACUUUCCACUUCUUCAUUAUAAUCAUUUUUGUUAAUGAUAAAAUUCAACCUGUUGUUAAGCCGCCAUUAAUCCACAUCUUUACAUUGCGUCCACAUGUAGGAAUAUUAAGUUAACAAAUUUGUUUAGAAAAGAAUUUGCAAAUCAGCGAUAGAUAAAUAUGUUACACAAUCGUGGAUAAUUAGAAAUGAUGAUGACGAAAGACUAGUCUCCCUUUUUCACUCAAAUUAUCUCAAUCAUGAAUUUUAUUUGAUAUUACGAUUUCUAAAAAACUACAGAGUCUAAAGAAAGCAAUGU
This is a messenger RNA of Mya arenaria, 1995 nucleotides long. RefSeq lists its product as uncharacterized. NCBI's taxonomy places the organism in Eukaryota, Metazoa, Mollusca, Bivalvia, Myida, Myidae. Gene Ontology annotation, molecular function: tumor necrosis factor receptor binding; cytokine activity; CD40 receptor binding. The record is from RefSeq and is a predicted model, not a curated record. The transcript has 7 exons. Bases 448 to 1344 code for a protein of 298 amino acids. Gene Ontology annotation, cellular component: membrane; cell surface. Gene Ontology annotation, biological process: positive regulation of transcription by RNA polymerase II; immune response; tumor necrosis factor-mediated signaling pathway.